GAUAACCAAGGUAGUGUAGUCAUUGGUUGGAGGAGAGCUAGUAGAUCGGACACCUUCGCCAAGCCUGAAGAAAGUAGGUAGCGCCGAGGUUAUCACACCAGAUUGUAGGAGGGGAAGACGAAGUACAGCCUAGUUCAGAGAGUAACGAUUGAAUCCAGGUUAAUUCAGCAGCAGCUAGAGCAAUACUCCGAUAUUGAUUUGAUUCUCCGCUACCCACCAAGGUAGAAGAUUGCUUGAUCCGCAAAAGAAGUAUGCUUUAUUUGCUUAUAGAAAAAAAGUAUACGCUUUUUCAGGGAAAGAUAGACAGUCUAUCAUAUGGAAUAGGGCAUUCAGCAGUUUGAAGAGGUAGCCUUUUUAAGUAGCUGUCUUGUAAGCAAGCGCCAUAAGUUCAAUCUAUCUUUUUACUUCAAAGCAAGGCUAUCCAUUUAGCUUGUGAUGAUUGUUAGAAUACUGGAAAUCUUAACCGGUAGGAAAGUGCCUUAGCCAAUUAUGUUUUUUUUCUUGUUCUGUUCUUGGCAAGAUUAAUAUGAAUUCAACUCAACCCAUUUCCCAAACAAGAGCUUUAACCGAUUUACCGAUUUACUACCUUUUCUUGGAAUUGAAGGUCAGAUACUAAAAUCGAGGGGCGGUUCUUGUUCGUGCUAGCUAACGUAUAAUUGGUUUUCCACUUUGAGAUAGAAACAUAUGCAAGCCUAUCCGAACUUGCGAUAUAGAGCACAAGAAACAUGACCCAUUUUAGGCGCUAUACGGCUACUUUUCCUAGAUUUUAAGAAAAUGGAUCGGACGAAGCCCUUUUCGUGCGAUAGAUCACUGAUUUCUGGCCUUUCUGAUCGGUUCUAUGGACCAGGACCGGAUUCUUCUCGAUUUAUCUUAGAAUGGCUCCUGAACCCUUUGACGCAAUAGGAGUUGUUCCCAGUACUACUUGGUUGUUCUGAAGCAUCCUUUCUUUCGAAAGACAUGCGAAUGAACUACGCAUUCGACCCUUAUCAACUAGGUCAUCACUUGUACCAGGUCUUAGAAAGGCAGCUGCGGCACGUCUUCUCUAUGGAGAAAAACCAACCAAGAGGCGAUGGAACCCUCAGUUCCAAUAUUGCCCCGGGCAGUACUGGCCAUAGACUUGAGCGCAAAGGACAAGAAGGCAGGAGCUGGUAGACAAUUCUUCACAAAUGCUAGGUGCACGAAUGCUAUCGAGUACUGUGGGAAGGUACUCACGCUAAACCGACAGUGACGCUGGCUCCAUACCGGAUAUGAUUGGUAUGGUAAUAUGACUGUGGCCCGCUGGAGAUGAAAUAUUCUUCAGUGGUUAGGAAUCUAUUCCUUUCUAAGGAAGGUCUAUAAGAACUGUUUCUUUCCGAGGUUUCCCCGAGGAAGGCUGAACCACACUGGGCUAACUUGAAUCUGUUUACUUCACUUCUAUUUGCUCCUCCCCUCGGUGCAUAUUAUCAUAUAGAAAGAAACUUAGCGUAGCGAUUCCGUAUCUAGUUUGUGUCUUAUUAUUCAACUAUUUGGUGUGGUGGAGAAGAAGAAUCCACAAAUCAAACGAGAAAACGGAUGCGCGUUAGCGCAACGGCUUUCGCGCUAGUUGCUCAAAAAAUCGUAUAAAAAUCAAUCCCUGUAUUAAUGGUUCUGGCGGGGCAGUGGGCGUGGGACUGUAAAUCCUCUUUCGUUCGCUGGGCCUGGGCCCUUUGGACUGUAAAUCCAAACGGAGUUAGUGGUUCGAUUCCACUCAUGAACGAGAGCGAGACUGAACGAAAGAAAAUGCAAGUGAAACGAGACGAGAAUCCAAGAUUGGGAACAUGCAUUUGUCCCGCAAAAACCAGAUCUUGUUUAGUGUUCAGUGCAUCCUUCACUUCACCUGCAAAACCUGUCUAUCUUAGUUCUUCCCACUUUCGCGCUUUCGAACUACUGCCACUUUACCUGAGCACUGUGACGCAGUCGGUCAAGUAUUGAUUUUCAGCUAGUAUAUCAAGGACUUAUGAGAACUGAAAAGAAAAAAACUAGGCAAAGGAAUUCUCAAAGUUCAUUGAGUUAAGGGAGGACCAUUCGUGGGGGGUUCGUGGAAGAGUUGGGUUCGAUUCCCUUUAUACGCGAUGUGGCGAAAAAGACUGAUUCAACGAAAUAUGCCAGCAUUAAGAUUUAAAACGUGUCGUCUACUUCCAGGAAAUGUUCGGAACAGAGAACUUUCUCUAAUCCAACGCCGCAUUCUCCGAAGAUUGAGGAACAAGAGGAGAUCCAUUAAAAGAAAUCUUUCUCAGAGAGAAAAUCUAAACAGUAACAUCAAAUCACAAACUACACGAAAGUUGUCCCUUUAUUAUGGGGAUUUACCCAUAAGGGAGAUGCACAGAGGAAGAAAACGAACUUCAUAUAUCCCUUUUUUACUCAAUCAAGAAACAAGAUCGGACGUGAUUCCGGUUCGUCUCCGUUUUAGUGACACUCUUCCUCAAGCAAGGCAGCCGAUAAGUCAUCGAAGGGUUUGUUUGAAUAAUGGACUGGUAACCAUUACUCAUUUGAAAGUUUCCCACGGUGAUCUAAUAUCUUUUAAAGAAAAUGACGCGAGAACCCGCGGUGAAGAAAUAAGGAGAUCUUUCUAUAUCGACAUAUCAGUUGGAAAAAUCAUAGGCAAAUUCCUACCGGUCAGAAUCUGGAGAAGAACAAAAACAGAAUGGUUCCGCUUACUCACAACUCAGAGGGGAUGCCGCUUACUACUCAAAUCCGGGUUUUUGCAAGAGUUGCGUUCUUAUAUGCAAGAAGAAGACUUAGAAAGAACAAAGAAGUUUGGAUCCGCAAAAGUAUGCUUAGGCAGUUCCUUCGCUGAGCACAACAGAAUGAAGAGGAAUUUGUUUCAUUUCAAAUACUUCUUCUUAUUGAAAAGAAGGAAGGAGGAAGAGGAAAACCGAAAAAGAGCAAUAAGUCCUUUUGUUUACAAGUCUUCUUUAUAUAGAAAUUCGACCUAUUGCUCCGGAUCCCCGUUUACUAGGAAGAUAAGAAUCAAAAGGAUCGAACUACCUACUCAUUAUUCGGAGGUGAAUCAUAGAACACUAAAAGCUGUGGUAUCUUAUGGACCUAACAUAGGUCACAUCCCUCACGACAUAAGAUUGAAAGAUCCAAACCUUCCUCUUCGGAGCGGAAACGGACGUGGCCAAAACAUAUAAAAAAAGAUCGGCCUAGUCGCUCAUAGGGACAUAUCUAUCCGGAUAGAGGAUAGUCUAGAUCAAUUUUUAGAAAAAUCUCUCUCUAUAUAGAUAGGUAUCUCUGUGGAUAGAGAUAAAGAUAGGGAUCCCUAUAAAUCGAAAUAUAUGGAAAAAGUGCACUUUUUGACUACUACUACUAUUUCUUAGACUUUUUCAAGGAAACAUCGUUUUUUCGAUUUUUACUGAAUUGGUCGGAGCGUAGACGAGCGAGCAGAGCCCAGGAAAGAGGUCAGAUCGUCAUAGAGCAGUCGACUAUAAGUAUAAGACUGCUGGCCUGAGAGAAGGCAGUCUCUCUCGGGAAACAUGGUCCAAUUUCUCUUCUUUCUUUUCACACGGGCAACAAUUGGGAAUAAAACAGACCAUGAACAUGAGUUUCAAAUGUAAAAAAAAGGUCUGAAAGACUUAUUCUUUUUUAAAAGGAGGAUAAGAUAAUUUAUAGAUUAUUUUUUGAUGUUAUUAUGUGUUAUUUACUACCUUUGGCUUUGGGAAAAGUUUUCUACUUUUUAAGUUCUUGACAAGUCCCAAGUGGAGGAGAUUAAGAGGUCAUUAAAGAAUUCUUCCUUUUAGUUCUCUUCGAUGUAUCGAUCAUGCAUUCCUAAACCACAUAAGCCGGGGGAGAUGCGCUCCAUUAGACAGCCUCAUAAGGCAGACAUCAUUGUCAUGGAUACGGCUUUUGAACAUCGUUUUUGAAGACAUCUUUCUAACGUACUCCCAUGGGUUUCGAAAAGGGAGAGGAGCUGUAUAAAGAUCAAGUACUGGACAUCAUCUUAUUAGCCAUCGGCUUGAAGAGAGGAUCCUGGCUGUCAUCCCAGUCUCAGCUUCAUUCCCUGGUGGAAACCAUUCACUCGGGGGCGUUAUUGUACUCGUUCGGUGAGCUAUUCGAAGAUUGCCCUGAUAAUUGAAUUCCGGAUCCACCCCGCCACUUCCACCUUAAGGCCAAACUAUCGCCCAACUUUGCCAUACCAUAAAAUUGAUCCUGGCAUCUCUACUCUAUCUAUUUGUACAUGCAGCUUGAGUUCUAUGACCUCGAAAUCUGACUCUCCUCUUCAGGAGCCUCAGUCGUGAGUGGUUGUUUUCUUGUACUGGAAAAUGGGUCCCUGAAAACAAUACAAUGGGGCCUGGAGUUAUUUCUUCAUUGUACCCAGAGGAAUGAAUUGAGGAUGAGAGUGAUUUUUGCUCCCCUCGGAGUGUGUGUAUAGGAGAAAGACCCACUUCAAUAGUUUAAUAUGGCCAAGCCGCCACGCCGGGCAAGAGUUCUAAUCUUUAUUCUUAUUGAUGGAUUCCUAUCUCAAAGGAUAAGAAAAUGCUAGUAAAUGCACUCAGUCAACCGAGCAAAUGUAUAAGAAAGAGUGCUCCCGGAGGGAAUGUAGGUUUUAAGCGAAAUGAAGCACUUAAUCUCUUAAGAUGGGCCAUGGCUACUUGGCCUUGUUGAUCCGGAAUUGAAAACUCCCGCUCGCUCGUGAGAAGCCCCCUUUUUCAAUAAGCUCUGCAUCAACCCUUUUCUUUGUAAUAUCAUAUGUGAACAAGUUCCUUUAUCGUGCCCCUGUUCCCUGUUCCCUAACUGUUCCAGUCGACCAAAGCACUUUCAUACCACAGCGAAUUGGAAAAAAUAGAACAUUCUAAGCGAAAGAAGCUUGUUAAAGCUAAUGAUAAAGAAACAGAUAGUAGUUGUUGCAAGCUAGGGAUGAAACCAAUCAAACUAGCUACGCUGGCUAAAGAAUAAAAGUAUGAACCAAGUGAAAACUUCCUUAUUGUGGGACCUGGCGAAGAGCGAGAGCAAGGAAAGGUUGUGUGCGCAAUAGCUAUAGCAAUAGAUCAAAUCGAGUAGUUCUUUCGCUUGUCAGCUGAACAAAGGAUAGAAUAUACAAAGGAUAGAAUAUAAAGAUUCCUGGGUUAUUAGAGCCUUUACCAAUUACUAAUUGUGCAUUGGAAAACAGUGACAAUGGAUUUCAUUACAGGAUUGCCCAGAUCAGAUAUAUUGACCGGAGUGUUGGACAAAUGCCUCGAAGGUGCAGUAGUCUCUGCCAUAGCACGUCAAAAACUAAGCUUGAACUGAAUGAAUCUUCCAUUGGGAAGAGAGCUGCUUACCAACAGGCUUCCCACCAACACAAUGAGGCAUGCCGGAUCGGAGUUGAGAGCUAGGAUGGAGCGGUUACAAGAAAAGAGAUUCAUUCAUAGACUGAAAAGAAGGCUAAGACUCCAGUGAGUGGCUACUCGGUGGGUGGAGCCGUAGAAGAGAUUCUAUUUUUUUUCUUUGCGCGAGCAAGCGGAAGAGGAAUCUGCAUAAGCUCUUGGUCGUGAACUUCGAAUUGCGGAUCGGUAUCGGCAGAAGCUGUAAUACUCUUUCUCGAGUGUAUCUGGCCCAUCAGAGCAUUUUGGAAGCAGGGUGAAGACUAAUCUUGGUUUUAGAGCUCCAAUAGAAGCAUUCUUACCAGAACAAGAGUGGCAGUGCCUUCUAAAUGCAAUUGACGGUAUUCCAGUAAUCGAAUUGGUAGGGACUGGAAAGAAGAGCUGAGAAGAACCGGAGUGGUUGUUCUACUUUCAUAGGCUUCAUGGGCCACAGCUCAGAGAUUCAAGCUAGUAGUUCCUUGAAAGAUAAGAAGCUAGCAGUUUUCUUCGAGGAAGUAACCGAGCAAUCGAGCGAAGCGAUCAAGCUGUUUCCUUUUCCGAUCCGAUAAAAGAAGAAAGCAAGCCUAGGAAGCUGGGCCAGGUCUUAUUACUUCUCGGAUAGCUAGGAGAAAGAAUCACACUCGGAUUGGGUGCCAGUUAGGAAUCUCCCUCGGUUAGCAAGGGCAAAGGGUUAGGGCUUGGUAGGAAUUCCCUAUAAUAGGAAGAAUUCAAUCAAUGAAAGUUGGCGACCUUUCGAGAUAAAGGAAGCUGGUUAUAAAC
Messenger RNA from Panicum virgatum (switchgrass), 6080 nucleotides. RefSeq names its product ribosomal protein S4, mitochondrial-like. Gene Ontology annotation, molecular function: structural constituent of ribosome; rRNA binding. Bases 2091 to 3152 code for a protein of 353 amino acids. The transcript has a single exon. Gene Ontology annotation, cellular component: small ribosomal subunit. Gene Ontology annotation, biological process: positive regulation of translational fidelity. Lineage: Eukaryota; Viridiplantae; Streptophyta; Magnoliopsida; Poales; Poaceae. The record is from RefSeq and is a predicted model, not a curated record.